AUGGCUUCCGAUCCAAACCCUUCGUCAGAGUCUGCCGCUGCGGCGCCCGCGCUCGACACCACGAUGGAUGGUGGCUCGAAUGGGACCGAUUCUGCGCCCCGCGCGGCGCAACCUACCACAGGUGAGACUGGGUCACCUGCGCCGGCGGAAGGAGGCGCCAAAGGCCAGGAGCGUGGUAAUGAUAAGAAGCAGCAGCAGCAAGGCAAGAAGAACAAGCAGGGCGGUCGUAAUGAAUGGCGGCGCCAGAUGAAUGACAAGCGCAAGCAGCUGGGUGAUGCCAGACAGGCCAAGCGACGCAAACUCGACGAGAAUGGCAACACAAUUGACGCAGACAAUGAAACCGAAGAGGCUGUUGUGGUCGAUCCUCGAAAGGCGAACCCCUUCUCGACCACCGAAAUCGCGGCUGAAGAGCGACGCCCGAAGCGCAAGGUUGCUGUCAUGGUCGGCUACUCAGGGACCGGAUACUACGGCCUGCAGAUCAACUGGGACGAGAAGACGAUCGAGGGGGACUUGUUCAAGGCCUUCAUUGCUGCAGGUGCCAUCUCCAAGGCAAACGCAGAUGAUCCCAAGAAGUCGAGUCUUUCGCGCUGCGCGAGGACUGACAAGGGCGUGCAUGCCGCUGGCAACCUGAUCAGUCUCAAGCUCAUCAUCGAAGACGACGACAUUGUCGAUAAGAUCAACGCGCACCUACCCGACCAGAUCCGAGUCUGGGGCCUCCAGCGAACGAGCAAUUCCUUUAGCGCCUACCAGGCCUGUGACUCUCGAUGGUACGAAUACCUACUGCCGACAUACUGCCUACUUCCCUCCCACCCAGACAGCUUCUUGUGGAAGAAGCUUGUCGAAUCCGCACAAGAGAAGGGAUACUACAAUGACUUCCAGUCCCAAUUGGCCGAUGUGGAUGGCUUCUGGGCCGAGGUCGAGGAGAAGGCGAUCAAGCCUAUCCUGGAACAAUUAGACCCCCAAGUCAGGGCUGAGGUUUUGGAAAGAAUCCACGCGUCAGAUGACCACCCUGAGUCUGCGCUCAAGAAGUCGGCGCCAAAUGAUGCCAUGCAAGUGGACCCUCCUGCUACCGCCGUCGCGGGCGAGGCGACGAGCGGCGAGGAUACAAGCACCACAGCAACCACUGGCAAGACGAAGAAUCUUGGCCCCGUGGAUUUUGCCCUGCGAGACAUGAAAAACGCCUACGUCAAAGCGAAGAGGGCAUACCAAGUGACACCUGAGCGUCUCGACCAGCUGCAAGCGGCUCUCGAUCAAUAUGUUGGCACCUACAACUUCCACAACUACACGAUUCAGAAGAGCUUUAAGGACCCCUCUGCCAAACGCCAUAUCAAGUCUUUCCAGGUCAAUAAGACCCCGAUCCAGAUCCGUGAUACCCAGUGGGUGUCCAUCAAGGUCCACGGACAGAGCUUCAUGAUGCACCAAAUCCGCAAGAUGAUCAGCAUGGCGACCCUCGUCGUUCGCUGCGCCACGCCUUUGACGAGGAUCAAGGAGAGCUACGGCGAAGAUCGAAUCGCGAUCCCCAAGGCGCCCGGUCUUGGCCUACUUUUGGAGAGGCCCGUUUUCGAAGGCUAUAGCCGCAAGGCGGUUGACUCGCUGGGCCGGGAACCUAUUGACUUCACCAAACACGACGAUAAGAUUCAGGCUUUCAAGGACAAGCAGAUCUAUCAGCGUAUCUUCGAGGUCGAGGAGAAAGAAAACAUCUUCCAUACGUUCUUCCAGCAAGUCGACAAUUUCAAGUCCGACUACUUCCUCUGGUUGACCGCUGGCGGCAUUCAAGCAGGCGCGAUCAGGGCGUCCAAGCCUUUCGGCAAGGAUGACAAGGCAUCCAAUGUUGCGCUAGUAGAUGACGAGGACGAGGAUCCCGAGGGCGGCGAAGGCUAA
Verticillium nonalfalfae is the source of this 1881-nucleotide messenger RNA. It is a transcript of the gene PUS1, whose product is annotated as tRNA pseudouridine synthase 1. The transcript has 3 exons. The record is from RefSeq and is a predicted model, not a curated record. Gene Ontology annotation, molecular function: RNA binding; pseudouridine synthase activity. Gene Ontology annotation, biological process: tRNA pseudouridine synthesis; mRNA pseudouridine synthesis. Bases 1 to 1881 code for a protein of 626 amino acids. Gene Ontology annotation, cellular component: nucleus. NCBI's taxonomy places the organism in Eukaryota, Fungi, Ascomycota, Sordariomycetes, Glomerellales, Plectosphaerellaceae.